GGCAUCUCAGCCUAAGCAUGGCACCCUUUCUGCUCAUUGCACUACUCCUAGUCUAUCUCUUCACACUGAAUAGCUUCAAAGCUAAGAAAAUGGGCCAUCCUGCUGAAGUGGAAGUCCUCAGCAAAGCCUUGUCAGGAAUUGGAGUUGAUGAGAAAUCAUUGGUAUCAAUAUUGACAAAAUCACACCAUGAGCACAAGAGAUCCAUCAGAAGAGGAUGUUCCCAGUUCUUCUUUGAGGACGAACGUCAAUUUGAGAGGUGGAAUGAUGAUGCUAUCAAGACUCUCAAAGGUGAAUUCAAGCGUUUUAAGGAUGCUGUGGUGCUUUCCCUCAUGCAUCCAUGGGAGAGGGAUGCUCGUUUGUUGAAAAAGGCGUUGAAGAAAGGGCCACAGCAAUAUGGUGUUAUAGUAGAAAUUGCAUGUACCAGAUCAUCUGAGCAGCUGCUAGGAGCAAGAAAGGCUUACCAUUCCCUCUUUGAACGCUCAAUCGAGGAAGAUCUUGCUGCCCACAUUAAGGGCAGUGAGCGCAAGCUCUUGGUGGCACUAGUGAGUGCUUACAGGUAUGAAGGACCAAAGGUGAAGGAGGACACUGCAAAAUCUGAGGCCAAAGCACUUUUGAAUGCAAUCAAGAAUGCUGAUAAAAGGAGACUAAUCGAGGACGAGGAAGUCAUCAGAAUUCUUACAACAAGGAGCAAGCCUCAUCUUAAGGAAGUCUAUGAACAAUACAAAAAAAUUUCUGGCAAGAGCAUAACUGAGGAUUUUGAAGCUGAGUUGUUCUUGAAAGAAACAAUAGAAUGCCUAUGCACCCCUCAUACAUAUUUCACCAAGGUUUUCGAUACAGCUCUCAGAGUUGAUGCGAAUGAGGAUGCCAAAAAAGCAUUGACUCGAUUGAUUACAACCCAAGAAGCUGGAAAUUUUAAGGGAGUCAGUGCUAAAUUUGCCCACAAGAUAGAAGAGAGGGUCAAGGGAGCUUAUAAGGAUGUGUUGCUUGGGGUAUUAGCAAGAGGGGAAAUGAAUGGACAAGUUUAAAUUCAACUAAAUUCCUCUAAUUUUAUAGUUACAUAUGCUUUUCUAUUUAAAAUUUGGUUGUUGUUGGUCAUCGCCUAUAUGUGUGGCAUAUGUGGUUGUAUAAGGGUAUUGUAUGAGUAUUUAUUGUCAAUUUGAUGGUUCCUCAAUAAAUCAACAUUUAUUCUUCUUGUUA
Theobroma cacao (cacao) is the source of this 1197-nucleotide messenger RNA. Its product is annotated as annexin D4-like. Gene Ontology annotation, biological process: response to heat; response to water deprivation; response to salt stress. The record is from RefSeq and is a predicted model, not a curated record. NCBI's taxonomy places the organism in Eukaryota, Viridiplantae, Streptophyta, Magnoliopsida, Malvales, Malvaceae. Gene Ontology annotation, molecular function: phosphatidylserine binding; calcium-dependent phospholipid binding; calcium ion binding. Gene Ontology annotation, cellular component: cytoplasm; plasma membrane.